AUGUGCUACCCCAAGGUUGUUCAUGUGAAUGUUCACAGAAUGGAAGCAUAUGUGGAAGAAAUGACCAGUGGUGACACAAUCUCUACCAUGAACAUUCAAAAGGACCAGAAGAGCCAUAUCAAGGCUCUGUAUGAAGGUGUUGUCUGUUCGCUGAGGAGGGGCCCUGACCAUCCCCAUCAACAUGCCAUUCUUCAUGAAAUUGCCAUGCCUGGAAUGACUUUCAAGGACAAGAACACUCUCCUCACUGGUGUCAGCAAAGGUUCCAUUGGUGUUGAGAUCUUAAAGGGCCUCAUUUCCAGUGGCGCCCAUGUUGUUAUCACCACUUCCUGCUACAGUCACUGCACUGUGGAGUAUUACCAAGACAUUUACCAAAGGUUCAGUGCCCAGGGUUCAGCACUCACUGUCAUGCCCUUCAAUCAGGGGUCCAAGCAGGAUGUUGAGGCACUUGUCGACUAUAUCUAUGCUACUCUUGGCAUGGAUCUCGACUACAUCCUUCCAUUUUCUGCUGUUCCAGAGAAUGGGCAUGAGAUUGAUGGCUUGGACAACAAAUUGGAGCUUGCUCACCAUAUUAUUAUGCUCAUCAACUUGCUGCAGAUCUUGGGUGCCAUCAAGACCAAAAAAGUGUCCAGUCAGCUCGUUACUUGGCCUACCCUGUCCAAGAUCUCGCUUGAAACCUUGUUCAACUGCUGGAACUCCAAAAGCUGGGGUGAAUAUCUAUGCCUGGCUGGUGCUGUGAUUGGAUGGACCUGCAGUAUGGGUUUGAUGGAUGCCACCAAUAUAGUCACUUGGGAAGUCAAAGCUUAUGGUAAUGUCAAUGUUGUACCUUGUGCUAACUUCAAGUUUGAUCUCCCUACUCUCAAACCUGCUUCUGCCUUCGAGGAACUCAGCAAAUCACAUGGUAUCAUCAACUCAGAAAAAGUCAUCAUCAUAACUGGGUUUGCUGAAGUCAGCCCAUGGCAUAGUUCAUGGACUCAGUGGGAGAUGGAAGCUCAUGGAGAAUUCACUAUUGAAGGUUGCAUUGACAUGGCACAGAUCAUGGGCUCUAUUAAGCACUUUGACAGCCACCUCAAAGACAGUACUCUACAUGUUGGUUGGGUAGAUGCCAAGACAGGAGAGCCUUAUGAGAAGGAGAUUCUCAGUCAUGCCAGUGUCUGUCUAAUUGGUGCAUAUCUCUCCUUUCCCUGUGAUCUAUUGUUGAACUCGAAAUGUAGAUUCCCUGAAUUGUUCUGUGGGUAUGAUCCCAAGAAGGUGUUCAACCAGGAAAUCAAACUGAUCCAUGACCAGGCAAGCUAA
Pisolithus orientalis is the source of this 1293-nucleotide messenger RNA. RefSeq lists its product as uncharacterized. Gene Ontology annotation, molecular function: acyltransferase activity. The record is from RefSeq and is a predicted model, not a curated record. Bases 1 to 1293 code for a protein of 430 amino acids. Lineage: Eukaryota; Fungi; Basidiomycota; Agaricomycetes; Boletales; Pisolithaceae. Gene Ontology annotation, cellular component: fatty acid synthase complex. The transcript has 7 exons. Gene Ontology annotation, biological process: long-chain fatty acid biosynthetic process.